Exaiptasia diaphana is the source of this 4229-nucleotide messenger RNA. RefSeq lists its product as uncharacterized. NCBI's taxonomy places the organism in Eukaryota, Metazoa, Cnidaria, Anthozoa, Actiniaria, Aiptasiidae. The record is from RefSeq and is a predicted model, not a curated record. The transcript has 2 exons. Bases 402 to 4229 code for a protein of 1275 amino acids.
CAAGCUACCAUAAUGCAUGUAAAUGCGAUGUUUUCAUUUGGUGUCAGAUGAUCAGUUAAUUGCUAUCGCAAUAUUCAAGUGCUGCAAAGUGCUGUGUUUUUCCGCAUUUGACGCCGUCAAAAUGAUUAUUUUGAUGAUUAGUUCCUUGGUAUAUUGUAAUAAAACCGGGAUUAAAAAGGUCUAUAGAUUGCUAGUAGACUAGUCAUUAUAUAUCUUAAAAAGUAGCGCAGGGAACUGGACACCAGUCUUAAUUUGUUCUUCUUCACACAGGAAACAAAGUCCUUGAGCACUUUUUCAGAGUCAAAACAACUAAUGAAAAAAUUCAAGCAAAUAUCUCUCCAAACCAUAGGACCCAGCCUCAGGUYGAUAAACAAGCAUCGCUUGUUAGAGAAUUAAAAUCUAUGAUUGAAAAAGACAAGAUCGUUAAAGAGGUACAAAGUGACUUGGCAAAAGAAAAUGGGCAAAAAAUGGGAAACAUGUUGCUUCUUUGUUCAUCACAACCCAGCCAUACAUCUGCUUUGAAACGUCKGAAUAUAAAUAUUCGUCKGAAUAUAAAUAUUCCUGUCGAGGAUAUCUUCCYUAAAAACCAACAACACGGAGCGCUYUUAGAAAGAAAAAUAUCAGACAGAGUCCAGGAGUCUUUUCAUAUAGCAACAGCAACUGCCAUACGUCAAUACRAUUCGAUCGUUGGAGAGCUGCAGCAGUUAGUUAGUGACAAAGGAUUGGAGUAUARGAAUAUUGUCAAUCAAGUACACAAUGGAAUAAGAACGGCACUGAGUUUAACAGAAAAACCAAGCAGUCCAAUCAUAAAUGAAUAUGCUCGUGCUUUAACAGAAAAGUUCUCUAUGUUGGAGUUAUACAGGGAAAAAAUACGCCGAUUACGAAAAGAAAACCAGGACUCAAAGGAAUACAUAGUUGAAUUGCAAGAUGCUUUAGCCUCGACAAAGGAAAGGAACAAGAUACCAGACAUAGCGAUUAGAAUUGCUUCAAUGAUAGAAACAGACAAAGACAAUUGUAAACCUUUGCUAUCAAUUAUUACAAAUAUUCUUGAAAACCAAAAUCYUGCAGGAAGGAAUACAUGGAAUGARGAUACAAAGUCCCUCUUUMCAAUAAUUCUGGAUUACGGUGGACCCGCCCUUUUAAAACUUGUCCGGGAAAGAAUAGGGGGRCCAAGUUUAAAUACUGUUUAUGUCACUGCAAAAUACUCAGCUCCCAUUCAAGAACAACUUACACAAGAAACCUUCCACAAAGCAGCCAAUUUCUUUGCAGAAAUAGGAUAUAAAGGACCUUUUGUCCUAGCUAUCGAUGCUACCGCAKUAACUCCUUCCCUUCGCAUAAAAGGAAACAAAAUAAUUGGAAUAGCCGCUGAMGAAGAAAUUAUUGUGAACAGUGCWCAGGACAUUARUGACAUUACAACUUCAACACAGCAUGAAAAGGCUCGACUUGCGAAUGCUUUCGUUUUAUCUCCCUUGCAAAAGCAUGUUCCGUCCUUUGUACUYGCAAUUUCACCUGUUAUUAACGGUCAUGAUUACWWRACAGUGAAUGGGUGGUUUGAAAAUUCCCUUGAAUGGGCAGCAGAGUACCYKCUACCUAUUCUUGGCAUAGGUGCGGAUGGWGAUUCAAAAUUUAGACGAUAUUAUUUGGACAAAUUUAAAAAACCGCUACAAGAUGUUGGCCUAGUAAACACCAUUUCUAUUAACCAUCGCGGAUUUCAAUUUCAAAGUGUUAUUGAAACAAAAAAUGAUAUGCGCAUACCCACAAUUAUGUUUCCCGAUUGGAAACACCUUAUAAAAAAAUGGAGAAACCAACUCCUUAAUGUAAAGAGAAUCCUGGUACUAGGAAACGCAUACAUCCAAAUUGAGCACCUCAUGAACAUAUUUGAAAAAUACAAACUCAAGAGUGGACUUUGGAAAAGUGACAUUUUCAUUAAGGACAAGCAGAAUGUUGAUGCUGCCGUUAGGAUUCUUCAAGAACCAGUGCGACAUUGCUUAAGAGACUGGGAAGAAAAGAGAACCGAGGCUACCAGAACCUAUCUUAAAAUAGGUGAACAUAUUUACAAGUCGUACAGCGAAGACAAUUUAGCAGUAAAAGAAAGGUCUCGUCUUGCUUGGUCUGCCGUGACUUUUGUUCGAUUAUGGAAAGCGUGGGUCGAGUUGUCCAAUCAUCAACUAGAAACAUCAUUUAUUUCAUUACAAACAUAUAAAGACAUUGUCCUUGCCGGACAUUCAAUAAUUCUGACCAUGAAAAUAUUCGCCACCCAUUUCCCACAUAACAGUUUUCAUCCUUACUGUUUCGGUUCAGAUAGRUGCGAAAAAUUGUUUUCGAGUCUUCGAGGAUUUUGCCGAYGUAAAUCCAAUUUGUGUUUGAUGGAUAUGUUAGACUUGUGUAGAAGAAUUCAAAGACUUGAGGAACUUAAGUUUAAAAAUGGUAAGAUAUCAUCGGUACAACAAACGGCAACCUGGCAAYCUUCUACAGACACAGAGAUAGAACAAGGYAUGAAAACYGCUGAAAGAGAGGUAAUAAAAACAAUUGAGCAUUUUGGUAUGUUACCAUUGCUGAUAGCKGGACAUGUUUUGCGAAAAGAAGAAGACGGAAAUAUUGUUUACCUAAAUCCGGGUAUUGAGUCUUGUUGGACAGAUCAUAAGUUUGAACCAGAUGAACUUAAAACAGUAACAGUGGAUGACCUAAUUGAUAUCAACGAUGACAUUUUGUGUACAGCCAUUGAAAAUGAGGACGAAAGUCAUAUKGUCGCCCUCUCAGAUCUUGCCAGCGCCGCCUUGUUUACUGAUGAAAUCGAUGACAUAGAUGAAGAUGAUCCGAAACACUGUACYUACUUUAAGAAUGGUAAAUGCCGCUACCUCGAUCCGAGCUUCAAAACUAAAAAAAACACCCACUGGAUAAAAUGUGACAGUUCAACUUGUGAUAACUGGUUUCACGAAUCAUGCCUCGGACUGUGUUUCAAAAGCGAAGAAGAGCGUGCUCAAUUCAAUUUUUUAUGCGAAAAUCACUCAAACGUCAAAGAACACUAUAUCGAUCUAGUGAAUACCCAUAAAAACGACAAGCGCUUACUCGACAAUGAAGAAGAUGGACCGCCAUUAAAAAAGCGCCAUUCGUGUGGUAAUUCAUCGUCGAGUAUACAUAAAAAUCCUUCGCCAAUGUAUGUAGAGUACGAUGGCGAAUUCUACCAUAUCGCAAAAUUCCUUUCGCUUCAAGAAGGGAAGGUUUACAGACCAUCCACCUCACGCCUUGCUAGYUGGAUGGCUGUAGCGAGAGAAGAUUUUUAUGAAAAAAUUUCAACGCUAGUUUCUCCCCAAGUAAGCAAGGAGGGUUUAUACCUCAAUGACAUCGCUGCAUUCUGGGUACCCGAUCUUCGCCUGAAAAUUGGAAAAGUGUUGAGAAUAGCACGUCAAGUAACUCAUACUUCAUCUGCUUCGCCCAUUUUUGAAUGGAAAAGAACAAAUACGUACAAGGAUAAAGUGCUGGUAUGUAUGCUGGUGAUGAGCUAUGAGGAUGUCGAAGGAAGUGAAAGUGAAUGGUUUCUACACCAAACCGAUAAGGUUUUAUGGUGUGAGGCAAACUCACACUUAGCCACUUUUAGAGACAUAAGCCCCGACAACACUAUCAAUGCGGGAGAAAUCAAAUGCAUUUUGCCUGAGCUGGAACAACAAGAAAAUGAACGCUGUGCUCGAGAAUCACGACUGAAGCAACAAGAAAGAGAAGAAAGAAAGCAGGGUCCACCCGAAGAUAUGACAAUUGUGUUACUCAAGGAAGUUCUCGAUGGACUAAAUAUUACCUACAAAUCCAAUUCAAAAAAAGCAGAGCUAAUCCUCAAAGUAAAACAGGCACGAGUUGCUGCUUCUUUAAACGCUGGUCCGACAAAUCCUAGCCGAAUAAAGAUCCUUGAUGUCAGGCCACAGAAAUCUGACAGUGUGCGGAUUCUGAUUAACUUUGUGUAUUUUUUCGACAGAAGAUGCGAACAAGAAAUCCUUCUACUCCAGCAUGUAUUCUUUCUUUUAAGUAUUCUAGAAAUGUCCAUCGAUGUUAAUCUUUAUCUUAUAAUUUGCAAAAUUUGCCUUAUACUGUUUCAUGUUUUAUCGGGUAUGCUUGUUAUUUAUGUUCUUCAACUGUAUCGAAUUUGGAUUUCUCUACUUUCUUCAACUCCCCAGGCUAAAGUUAAUUUUGCUAAGAUAACGGCUGGUGUUUCUUUUGAUCACAUUACAUCUUAUUAG